Messenger RNA from Diaporthe citri, 492 nucleotides. RefSeq lists its product as uncharacterized. Lineage: Eukaryota; Fungi; Ascomycota; Sordariomycetes; Diaporthales; Diaporthaceae. The record is from RefSeq and is a predicted model, not a curated record. Bases 1 to 492 code for a protein of 163 amino acids. The transcript has a single exon.
AUGGGCAUAGAAGCUGGCAAGGCCUAUGCUUCCAAGCUGAGACUGGGACGAUCCAAAAACACACCUACCAACUCACUGCUUAACGCAGCUGCCCACUAUGAUGUUAGCAACGACAUGUUUGCCGCCUUUCUGUCCAAAGACAUGACGUACUCUUGUCCUAUAUGGCGGUCUGCAGGUUUGGAUGGGAUUACAAAUGGCGUGGAAACUCUGGAGGAUGCUCAGCAGACAAAGCUGCUUCGAUCUAUCGAGGGAGCAAAAUUGAAGGCAUCGGACCAUUUUCUCGAGAUCGGCACAGGAUGGGGUUCUUUCGCAAUCGAGGCUGUGAAGCGAACAGGCUGCCGUGUCACGACCAUCACCUUGUCUCGAAAGCAACUAGAACUAGCCCAGCACGGGAUCAAGCUUACUGGCCUUGGUCAUCGCAUCGAGGUCAGGUUCAUGGACUAUCGAGAACUAUUUGUUUCUGCAGAAACAUUCGACAAGAUGUCUCGAUAG